GUUUUACUAAUGUGCGUUACAGUCACAAAAUACCCAUAAACCGCUACGAUGAAUCCCGUUUAGUUAUUAGGCUGUUUUGACGACGACGUUCCUUUAAACUUACCUAGCAGGAGAAACAAGCUGAAAUCCUCUCAGAAGGAUAAAGUUCGCCAGUUCAUGAUCUUUACCCAGUCAAACGAGAAAACAGCAUUGAAUUGUUUGUCUCAGAAUGAUUGGAAACUAGAUGUUGCUACAGACAACUUUUUCCAAAAUCCCGACCUCUACAUACAGAAUCUAAAGGGAACACUAGACCGGAAAAAGUUAGAACAGCUUUACAAUCGAUACAGAGACCCUCAAGAUGAUAACAAGAUUGGUAUAGAUGGAAUCCAACAGUUCUGCGAUGAUUUGGGACUUGAUCCAGCCAGUGUAAGUGUUCUGCUAAUUGCUUGGAAGUUUCGGGCAGCAACACAAUGUGAGUUCUCCAAACAAGAGUUCAUGGAGGGAAUGGCUGAGCAAGGAUGUGACAAUAUAGAGAAACUCAAAGCACAGCUACCCAGGAUGGAGCAAGAGUUGAAGGACCAAGGGAAAUUUAAAGACUUCUAUCAGUUCACAUUCAACUUUGCUAAGAAUCCAGGACAAAAGGGCUUAGACCUAGAAAUGGCAAUUGCAUACUGGAAUUUAAUAUUGGCUGGGCGUUUUAAAUUUCUAGAUCUAUGGAACAAAUUUUUAUUGGAGCAUCAUAAGCGAUCCAUUCCCAAAGACACAUGGAACCUUUUGUUAGAUUUCAGUACGAUGAUCACAGACGAUAUGUCAAACUACGAUGAGGAAGGAGCAUGGCCAGUUCUUAUUGAUGAUUUUGUGGAGUUUGCGCGACCGUACAUUGGCACCAAGAGUACAGCUGUAUAAGUACAUUCCUUCUGAGGGCCGUCUGGACCUCACUGAAAACAAACAGCUUCUGCCGAGCACAGAGGACUGAACUGAGAUCUGCAUUGCCUUUUCCAAGCCCUCAGGACUGAGACAUUUAUACAAACCAGAGACAAUAAAGGCAUCUUUUCUCUUCAGUCGUCUAAUGGUGGUUUGAGCUUUUAUCUUUUUGGGCUGGUUUUUGUUUUGACUUCAUACAGGAUCUUAUUCAAUCUAUGGGACUUCAGCGGUCUCAUCCAGAUGAAGCAGUUUGUCGAACAAGCUGUCACAGAUACAGUUAGGAAAUGUCAAGAUCUUAAUUUUAGUACUCCAUGUGCAUUCUUGCUUUGAAUGUUUGUUUCUUUCCAUUUGGUUUUUAUGAAAAUUAUGCAUCAAAGUUUUUUGAUUGUUUUCUCUUUUUUUUUAUAAAACAGAGUAACUGGUGUCUUGAGAGCCAGUCACAU
This is a messenger RNA of Sinocyclocheilus rhinocerous, 1346 nucleotides long. Its product is annotated as DCN1-like protein 1. Gene Ontology annotation, cellular component: ubiquitin ligase complex. Gene Ontology annotation, biological process: protein neddylation. Gene Ontology annotation, molecular function: ubiquitin-like protein binding; ubiquitin conjugating enzyme binding; cullin family protein binding. The transcript has 7 exons. Lineage: Eukaryota; Metazoa; Chordata; Actinopteri; Cypriniformes; Cyprinidae. The record is from RefSeq and is a predicted model, not a curated record. Bases 157 to 885 code for a protein of 242 amino acids.